UUUGGGGGAGGGUGUGCACAGGAAGAAAGCAGGAAAAAGAGAGAAAGGGAAAAGAAAGAGGAAGAGAGAAGAAAACCAGACACCAGCUAUAGAGAGAAGGGCAUAGCUCCAAAGUCCAAAUCCUGAAAGUUUGCAGAAAGGAAGAUCUGCUUUUUUCAGAUGUGGUACCUUUUCUUCUUCUGUCUUCCUGUCUGGGCUGAUGCAGACUCCAUGUAUGGUGAGAUCUUGUCACCCAAUUAUCCUCAGGUGUAUCCCAAUGACGUGCAGGAGUCUUGGGAAAUCCAGGUCCCUUCAGGAUAUGGCAUUCGCCUUUAUUUCACACAUAUGGAUCUUGAACCAUCACAGAACUGCGAGUAUGACUCAGUAAAGAUCCUGUAUGGUGGCUAUGUUGAAGGUGUGCUUUGUGGGCGGAAGAAACCUCGUGCCCCUGGCUCCUCGAUUGUGGAGGAAUUUCAUGUCCCUUAUAACACCCUCACUAUGCACUUCCAAUCAGAUUUUUCCAAUGAGGAGCAUUUCACUGGUUUUGCUGCCUAUUAUGUUGCAGUGGACUUGGAUGAGUGCACAGAUUUUGUGGAGGAACCUUGCAGUCAUUACUGUAAUAAUUAUAUUGGAGGUUACUUCUGUACCUGUCCGCCAGAUUAUUUCCUCUAUAAGGAUAAUAAAACAUGUGGAGUGAAUUGCAGCGGAAAUGUCUUCACUGAGCCAACAGGGGAGAUUGCCAGCCCCAACUAUCCCAACGAGUACCCAGAGAACUCACGGUGUGACUACCAAGUGGCUCUGAAGCCAGGCUACUUCGUGGCUAUUACCAUACACAGCGGUGACUUCGAUGUGGAACCAGCCAACUCAGAAGGGAGUUGCCAUGACAGCUUAACAUUUAUCUCUGGAAAGCAGCGGAUUGGUCCGUAUUGUGGCAGUAAAUUCCCAGGUCCCCCUGAAAUCAAAACUAGGAACAAUAUUCUUGACAUAAUCUUCCAGACAGACGGCGCAGUACAGCACAAAGGCUGGAAAUUACGCUACUAUGCGGAUCCUGUAACCUGUCAUUCGAGUGUCAUCCCCAACUCUGUUCUUGAUCCAAAGAAGGACAGGUAUAUCUUCAAGGACAUCGUGAGGGUGACUUGUGUAGAAGGCUAUGAAAUUGUGAUGAAACGAGACAGCAUCAAGAGUUUUCACUCCAGCUGUCAGGACAAUGGUGAAUGGAGCAACUCCAAUUUUAUCUGUGUUCCUGUAAACUGUGGUGAUCCGAUUCCCAUUGAAAAUGCCCAAGCCAUAUAUGUCUCUGAACUUCAUGAGCCUCUGUACAAAGCUGCUUUCCAGUAUCAAUGUGAUGCUCCUUACUAUACCCUAGAAACCAAAGGGGAUGCGGUAUAUCACUGCUCGGCUGCUGGAGAAUGGGUCAACGAAGAGAUGGGAACAAAAUUACCAAAAUGUGUCCCAGUCUGUGGGGUACCUAGUAAUCCCAUCCGAGAGAAAGCAAGGAUUUUUGGAGGCACCCGUGCAGAAAAGGGCAACUUCCCUUGGCAUGUUUAUUUCCAUCACCCAAGGGGAGGUGGUGUACUCAUCUCUGAAAGAUGGGUAAUGACUGCAGCUCAUGUGCUGGAAGGAUAUGACAACCCCAACAUGUAUGCUGGGGUAAUCAAUGUGGGUAGAGACACCCUGUACCGAGAAGGCAAGCUGCUGAUCCCAGAGGCUUCAUUCAUCCAUCCUGAUUGGAAAAAGCAGCCUAUCGAAACCAGGACUGAUUUUGAUAAUGAUAUUGCACUACUGAAGCUGAGAGAACCUGUGAAGAUGGGCCCAAACAUCUCUCCCCUCUGUCUUCCUGGUAAAACACCUGAGUAUGAAUUACAAGAAGGGACUCUGGGCUACAUUGCGGGCUGGGGACAGAGAGAGACAGGAAGACUGCCUGUUUACCUUUGGAAGGCCCAGAUUCCUGUUGUGGACAUGGCUGUGUGCCAAUCUGUGAAGCCAGAGGGCUCUGCUGAUUCCAGUGCUUACCGAUUCACUGACAAUAUGAUCUGUGCCGGUGGUGACAAAGACAGCUGCAAGGGGGAUAGCGGUGGAGCAUACGCUAUCCGAGACCCUCUUGAUGACAGACGAUACUAUGUGGCUGGGCUCAUCUCCUGGGGACCAAAAUGUGGUACCUUUGGUCUUUACACCAAGGUAGUGCGUUACUUGGACUGGAUUAGAGAGACCAUGAGCAAGCAUGAGGAUCAAGAAGCUUCGCAGGAUUAGCUCUUGUUUCUUUCAGUACAGUCACCCUUUCUAAAUGUGGUUGUUACAUGUCCAGGCUGGCUGUGAUCCUGUUCACUCUGCAAGCGUAAUGGGCCCAUUCGUUUCCGAGCUGAGCAAAGUCAGGAAUACGUAUCAAUUUCUGCUACUGUCAUCGUGUCUGGGAAGGAAAUUUCUAUUUCUUCAUCCACUCAUAGUAGCAUAAAAGGAAGAUGCUAUUCUGGAUAAAGAGGCUUCUUCUGUUUCCUUUCAUUUUUUUCUAUCCCAUUUUUUCCCACUUGGAGAAGACUGAGCCAUGCUCCACCUGACAAAUAGAUUUCAAUGAAGAUGAGAGAAUAAUGGUUGGUUCCCAGGGCAGGUUCAGAGGCUGGUGUCUGAUUUAUGUAUUUCCUGUGUUGUUCAGAAAAUCUAAGAGCAUUAAAGUUCAAAUUGCCUUUUGUGCAAUGUGCUGUUGUGUGUGUAUUGCCGCCUUCUCAGUCUAGACAUAGUUCUCCUUGAAACUCCCUAAAUCAAGGCUCUAGUCACAUUUUGACCCACUAUACUGCCAGCUUUUGUCAAGCUGUAACUUGUGCUACCUUGCGUCUCUACCUAUGAAUCUUUAUGAAGUUCUUCUGAGGUGGUUGCAUCUCAUUGACCAACCAUUACCAGCAAUGAGGACUUCAGAAUUCUGAAUAAAGCUGAGCAGAAGAGACAUCUUCAAAAUCCUUUCAUUUACCUGUCCUCAGAGCUUUAUUUUUC
Cuculus canorus (common cuckoo) is the source of this 2964-nucleotide messenger RNA. It is a transcript of the gene C1S, whose product is annotated as complement C1s. The coding region runs from base 160 to 2229 and encodes 689 amino acids. Gene Ontology annotation, cellular component: extracellular region. Gene Ontology annotation, biological process: proteolysis; complement activation. The record is from RefSeq and is a predicted model, not a curated record. Gene Ontology annotation, molecular function: calcium ion binding; serine-type endopeptidase activity. The transcript is spliced from 12 exons. Lineage: Eukaryota; Metazoa; Chordata; Aves; Cuculiformes; Cuculidae.